Molecule: messenger RNA, 9543 nt
Organism: Homo sapiens (human)
Lineage: Eukaryota; Metazoa; Chordata; Mammalia; Primates; Hominidae
Gene: PIAS1
Product: protein inhibitor of activated STAT 1
Exons: 14
Coding region: 1570-3531 (653 amino acids)
Biological process (GO): G1/S transition of mitotic cell cycle; negative regulation of apoptotic process; positive regulation of protein localization to cell periphery
Cellular component (GO): nuclear speck; nucleoplasm; postsynaptic cytosol
Molecular function (GO): protein domain specific binding; zinc ion binding; SUMO transferase activity
Source: RefSeq, a predicted model, not a curated record
GACAGACGCAAGAUGGCGGACAGUGCGGAACUAAAGGUAAAGCGCAGCUCGAAUUCACUUCUAAUAUUCGGCCGCGGAGACGGCGCCGCUGCUGCCAGGGGGGAUGGGUCCGACCCUGGGGGGCCUCUCGGGCCUGACUCCACCCGGGCCUGGAGUUGUAGGGAGAGAGGCGCGCCCGGUCUCAGCAGAGGGGGCCCGCCUGCGGCGGGCCGCGGGCCCCGGGUGCCUCGGGGGCGCUGACGGGUCGUCCCCGGCGUGUUAUUGUUGUGGGCGCCUCUGGCGGGGGUGGCGGGGGAAGAGAUAGGGAGUCCGGAGGUAGGGGCUGCAGCUGUCUCAUGGGCUCGGCUUUUUCACCUUCCAGUUAGCCUCCCUGCCCCCCAUGGGGAGCUGGGGCUGGGGGCAGGGUGCUCUCGUAGGGGGGAUUGGGAAAGCUCCCCGUGGCCGCUUCCUCUUCCUCCUUUGCAGUCCCGGGCUCCUGUCAGGCGCUCUUCUCAGACCCCCGGGAACUUGGCUUCGGCCGCCCCGCCCCUCCGUGGAUCCCAGUAGCCCCCGCCCCGGACUCGGCUUUCCCCGGCUGCUCGCUUGUCAGGAAGCGCCUGGGGUGCCCCGCUUGUGGGAAGCGCGAUCCCGGGGCGAUAGGGUGGGGAUCUGGGGGAGAAGCUCUGGUAAAGUUUAGCGAGCCCCGGGCCGGCGUUGGGGUUCGGCUGAGAGGUAGUGAGCGGGACGUUACUCUUUCUCUCUGAUUCCGGGCAGCCGAGGGGAGAAACCCCCUCGAAGAGUGUGUCUUUGGAAGCAGUGUUGGGAGGGGGGGAUGCAGCUACCUCUCUCCCUUCUUUUGCCUUAGCUGGUGUGGAGGGUGAGAGGAGCCUUUGGGGGUCUCUGCACACACCAUGAUGGCGAUGCUGUAGCUGAUGGAGGUGAAUGGUUCGUGUUUAUAUCCCCCCAUUGCCUUUUGUUUGUAGGGACAUCUUGCUGGCCAUGUUGAUUUGAACGAAAUUCUCCCCUCAUGCUACUCCAACCCCCGAUAAAUAGAACGUUCCUCUUAACAGUACCAAUUACUCACGCCUCACGAAAUUAGAUGAAAGGGUGCCCCCUUUUCCCCGCUUUUCUCCCACCCCAAUCUUUACCUGAUGAUGGCUUCUUUACCGUAGCAGAUAUACCACUACACAAGCAGUUGGGGGAGGGGGUGGUGGAACCCUUAUGACUGGAUUGUGACAAAUGGGGCUCCGCUUGAAUAAUUUUGGUUUAGUAGCAGGCAGUUCUUAACUAACGCGUAUUAUUUCGAGGCUCUGAACGCGAUCUUCUCUGUGGCUUCCUGUGUGUGUGAACCCAGCAGCUGGUUAUGUCUCGACCCAGAGAACUGACAUCUCUGUCAGAGAGGAGAUGGGGAUAUACAAUUGUAAAUCUUUGGGGAGAGUCUUCUUUUUAUAAUAAAUAAAAAUUAUUUAAUUUUUUCCCCGUUAUAAUGAAACGACAACUUCUAGAACAACCAAAUGCCAGAUUUGAUUCUGUAGAGUUUUUCCUGUGGAAUAUCCUCACCGAAAGAGCUUUUCUCCUAAUAACUUCACAAUGUUUACACUCCAAGAUUCGUAUGUUAAGCAAAUGGUUAUGAGCCUUAGAGUUUCUGAACUCCAAGUACUGUUGGGCUACGCCGGGAGAAACAAGCACGGACGCAAACACGAACUUCUCACAAAAGCCCUGCAUUUGCUAAAGGCUGGCUGUAGUCCUGCUGUGCAAAUGAAAAUUAAGGAACUCUAUAGGCGGCGGUUCCCACAGAAAAUCAUGACGCCUGCAGACUUGUCCAUCCCCAACGUACAUUCAAGUCCUAUGCCAGCAACUUUGUCUCCAUCUACCAUUCCACAACUCACUUACGAUGGUCACCCUGCAUCAUCGCCAUUACUCCCUGUUUCUCUUCUGGGACCUAAACAUGAACUGGAACUCCCACAUCUUACAUCAGCUCUUCACCCAGUCCAUCCGGAUAUAAAACUUCAAAAAUUACCAUUUUAUGAUUUACUGGAUGAACUGAUAAAACCCACCAGUCUAGCAUCAGACAACAGUCAGCGCUUUCGAGAAACCUGUUUUGCAUUUGCCUUGACACCACAACAAGUGCAGCAAAUCAGUAGUUCCAUGGAUAUUUCUGGGACCAAAUGUGACUUCACAGUACAGGUCCAGUUAAGGUUUUGUUUAUCAGAAACCAGUUGUCCACAAGAAGAUCACUUCCCACCCAAUCUUUGUGUGAAAGUGAAUACAAAACCUUGCAGCCUUCCAGGUUACCUUCCACCUACAAAAAAUGGCGUGGAACCAAAGCGACCCAGCCGACCAAUUAAUAUCACCUCACUUGUCCGACUGUCCACAACAGUACCAAACACGAUUGUUGUUUCUUGGACUGCAGAAAUUGGAAGAAACUAUUCCAUGGCAGUAUAUCUUGUAAAACAGUUGUCCUCAACAGUUCUUCUUCAGAGGUUACGAGCAAAGGGAAUAAGGAAUCCGGAUCAUUCUAGAGCUUUAAUUAAAGAGAAGUUGACUGCGGAUCCAGACAGUGAAAUAGCUACAACCAGCCUAAGGGUUUCUCUACUAUGUCCACUUGGUAAAAUGCGGCUGACAAUUCCGUGUCGGGCCCUUACAUGUUCUCAUCUACAAUGUUUUGACGCAACUCUUUACAUUCAGAUGAAUGAGAAAAAACCAACCUGGGUUUGUCCUGUCUGUGAUAAGAAGGCUCCAUAUGAACACCUUAUUAUUGAUGGCUUGUUUAUGGAAAUCCUAAAGUACUGUACAGACUGUGAUGAAAUACAAUUUAAGGAGGAUGGCACUUGGGCACCGAUGAGAUCAAAAAAGGAAGUACAGGAAGUUUCUGCCUCUUACAAUGGAGUCGAUGGAUGCUUGAGCUCCACAUUGGAGCAUCAGGUAGCGUCUCACCACCAGUCCUCAAAUAAAAACAAGAAAGUAGAAGUGAUUGACCUAACCAUAGACAGUUCAUCUGAUGAAGAGGAAGAAGAGCCAUCUGCCAAGAGGACCUGUCCUUCCCUAUCUCCCACAUCACCACUAAAUAAUAAAGGCAUUUUAAGUCUUCCACAUCAAGCAUCUCCAGUAUCCCGCACCCCAAGCCUUCCUGCUGUAGACACAAGCUACAUUAAUACCUCCCUCAUCCAAGACUAUAGGCAUCCUUUCCACAUGACACCCAUGCCUUACGACUUACAAGGAUUAGAUUUCUUUCCUUUCUUAUCAGGAGACAAUCAGCAUUACAACACCUCCUUGCUUGCCGCUGCAGCAGCAGCAGUUUCAGAUGAUCAAGACCUCCUACACUCGUCUCGGUUUUUCCCGUAUACCUCCUCACAGAUGUUUCUUGAUCAGUUAAGUGCAGGAGGCAGUACUUCUCUGCCAACCACCAAUGGAAGCAGUAGUGGCAGUAACAGCAGCCUGGUUUCUUCCAACAGCCUAAGGGAAAGCCAUAGCCACACCGUCACAAACAGGAGCAGCACGGACACGGCAUCCAUCUUUGGCAUCAUACCAGACAUUAUUUCAUUGGACUGAUUCCCAGGCCCUGCUGCUCCCAUCCCCACCCCAGAUCGAAUGAACUUGGCAGAAAGAAGAGAACUUUGUGCUCUGUUUUACCUUACUCUGUUUAGAAAAGUAUACAAGCGUGUUUUUUUUCCUUUUUUUAGGGAAAAAAUUAAAAGAAAUGUACAGAGAACAAAACUAUAUUUUCAGUUUUACUUUUGUAUAUAAAUCUAAGACUGCCUGUGUGAUAAAACACUUGUUUAAAAAAAAAAAGGAAAGAAAAGAAAAAAGAAAAACAAGCACCCACAAACCACCUUCAGUUCAUUUUUUUCUGGAUUCUGAAGAUUUUUCAUUAUUUGUCCUAUGGUUUUGGUUUUAUUUGACUUCGAUGGCAUUAUUUUAUUUGCAAUAACAGAAAAGGAAUUGCAUGUAUGAAGUUUUCAAUCGUGGGCUUUUCUUUGUUGUGGGGAGGGGGUCGGGGGAUAGUUUGAUUUCCAUUUUCUGAAAACGACAGACUUGGAUUCUGUUUGUGUGUGCAUAUUUUAUCCAGCCUUAAGUUAUAAAGCUCAUCUGUCCCGCUGCAUUCCCUGUGUAUUUUCAGGACAUGGCUCGUGGGUGUGUGUGUUCAUUGUGUGCGUCUGUAUGUAUUUUUCUGUCAUCACUGUUCCCUCUCCUCCCGAGUGUGCAUUCAGUUAAUAUAAUCAGUUGCUUGCUUCUUUCAAAGUGCUUUGAAGGUCUUGAACUCACGUGUGAGCAUCUUUAUCAACUAUCCCAAUUGCAUGUUCUCCAUCACAUAUUCUCUUAUUUGCUCUGUACCCCCUGAGAAUAUGUUUUAGAGAUAUUGGAAUAAAGCUGUCUGGGUAAGGAGUAGGCUUAGCCGACCUAUGAAUAAUACACUUUAGUCUAGUUCUUUAUUCUAAAUCUGGAUUGCCAGUAUUGUGUAUUUAAACCAAGUCUGUGAAUACCUGCUUUUUUUGGCCACAGAGUAACAAGUUUUCAUGUAAGAUCUUCAUACCAAAGUAGGAAGUAAAAAUAGCUUAGAAAGCUCUGUCAGGUGUUUUGUGCAGCUGACAGAGGUAAUGUUACAUCACCUAAAAAAGAAAGAUACACGGUCAGUUAUCCUAAAAAUAAAUUGUUUGGAAAGUACAAUGCACCACAUUUUUGUAGAAGUCUACUAUUUGAUAAACAGUUGAAAUUCAAGAUGUGUUUGACCCUUAGUCAUUUUUACUCUUUGGUUCUGAGUAUACCUAUUUUCUUAGCGUAUCUGCCUUGUUUAUCUUUUUCUUCACCUUUUAACAAGUAUGACAUAGGAAAGUCAUUUUUUUUUAGAAUUCAUGGAUCAGUCUGAUCUACUCUUAUUCAUAAUGGAACAUGUAAAUAUACUGAAAACUGUUUUUCAGGAGAGAAAUAUGAGUUGGAGGGAAGGAAAAGUGGUUCUACUAAUGUUCCAAAAUCCUCAUCAGAGAAGGUAUGAUGUUCUCAGGUGUGGAAAAUAUUUUUUAGUUGAUUGAGAAUGCAGGUUUAACAGAAGAGAUAAGGGGCAUAAUGACUGCUGGUUUUCCAGACUGGAUUUUCCUACCGCAACUAUUAAUGUUCUCAGAGUUGAUGAGGACCACCUUUGUGUAUACACUUGUAGUUUUAAACCUUGCAUUGGUAACAAAAUGAUCAACUUUAAUCCAGGUAGAAUUCAAGAUGGCUGUACUUCAGUUGUAUGAUAAAAUUAAUGGUUCUCAUGACUUGUGUGGCAUCUAAAAAUAAUGUUUUUAUAGCAUCUCUCUGCCACUAAAUUGUUGACUUGAAUUUUGGGAAAAAAAAAAGUUGGUGUUGAUAUGUAUAUGUGUGUGUGUAUAUAUGUAUUUAUAAACAAGUGUGUUUGAGUAACAAGUGAGUUUCAUAGUCUUCCCCUACGCAUGUGUAUUCCACACACAAAUGGCUGAGUUAUAGUCAUAAAACAAUUUGCAAUAAAAAAAAAACCAAAACAGAUUGUCAGUUAACCAGGAAACAGUUAAUGUUUUUUAAUGAAUCUGGCAUUAUAGUGAGCAAAUGUCGUAUUAAUUUAGGCUAAUUUCUAAUACUACCAUAAUUUGUGUCUAAAUUUCUGUUGGGGUAGAAAUUACUAAAAUUGUGGGGAGUUUUUUCUGAUUUUUACAUUGCUUUAGGAAACAUUUUUACUAAUUCAGCUGUCUUAGGUAAAAUGAAUAGUUUUCUUCCUGUUUUUUUAUGUGUCAUUGUUAGUGGUCUCAGAAUUCUGAUCAGUAACUUUGUGUAUGAUGCUGAAUUACAAACCGUUUGAAUGAUCCAGUUGAAAACGUAUCCCUCUACUUUCUUCAGUUGUAGAAAAGGUUAAUUUCCCUCAGUGUCCCACAUUAUACCAACCUAAGAGAAGAACAGGUAAUAGGGAGAAAUAAACAUACGGUGGUUUCAGUGGUUUUGGUCAUGUGUCCACAGGAGAAACUAACCAUUCAGUUGUCUUAAUUUUAGUUCGUUCUACCCUGUGAGGAGUUUGUUUCCAUCAGUUGUUGACUUUCCAAAAUGUUGCAUUAAGUAAUAGUUGUCACUCUGUUGGUCUCAUGGUCAAUAUCAAUCAGACUUUCAUGAUCUCUACUAAUUAUUAGUAGAGUCCUGUACUAUGUCUGUAACUACUAAGUUUAAAGAAAAGCACAUAGUCACUUCAUCUCUUUUUUUCUUAGCCUACGCUCACUCCCCAACCCAUCCCAACAUUGACAUGCUAUCUGUGGACAAAUAGCAGUUCUCAGAAUCUAGUCAAGUUGCCAUCAUCCCCCUUGCCUUGGCCGUUCAUAGUAGGUAUGCAUAUGUUUGUUUCUGUACAGUACUGUGUGUGUGUGUGUGUAUAUAUAUAUACAUCUGUAUGCACACAUCUUUGAUAAAAUAGCUAUUUGACUAGCAGGGUUAAAGUGGCUUUUAAUUACUUCGUGAGUGUUAUUGGAUACAUCUUAAAAAAAAAAAAUCUGAACCAGAACCAUGCCAUACUUGGUUGACUAUUUUGAGCAUUAAAAUUGCUUUACUAAUUAUUUAGACAUGAUCACAAUUCUGUAUCUUUACUGAGGAAAGAUUCACGUAAGCUCUGAAAAAUCGGAUUCUUUGGCAGAUUUUCCUUUGAGUCAAGUGUCUGAAAUGGAGUGAAAAUAUAUCCUAACUAAAUUAAUGUGGAAAGAGCAUUUUUUUAGACAAUUUCAAUUUUAAACACAUAAAACUUUCAAGAUCUUCAGGACUUUUUAAAGCACAUUUGAAAUUAUUUUAGUAAGAAUUUUGUUUUAUCAAUAGAUGUUGAAUUCUGUUUUUUAAUUAAAUACAAAGCUUAGAUUUCAGAAAGAGAGGGAAAAUAGCUGGUGGUCCCAGAGUGUGCUGCUGUUAAUUGUUUAACAAAGGGGAAAAUGUACAUAAACAGAUAAAGUUACCAUAAAUUCCAUGAACUUAAAUCUGUGAUUCAUUGCCUUAAAACUUUCUCUCUUAGAAUUUCCAUACCGCAUGCCAAACCAGUAAAAUGGCUUUUAAAAAUGUAUAGUAGACAAUGUCAGUUUGUAUAAAAGUACCAAGUGAAAAUAUUUAUUACAUGCAUUGGAAAAAAAUUGUUUACCUAUUGAAUGUUACCUGUUUAUGUAGAGCUCUUUAGAUGUAAUAAAAGAAAAGCCUUCAGUUAAUUUGUCUUCUGUAAAAUAACACUGCUGGAUGUUCAAGGGGACAAUCCCUAUGAGACAAGUGAUAAUGGUUUGUGCUUCCAAAGCACCUUUCAUCCAGAGAUUUCAAAGCAUGACAAGUAACUAACUAAUUUUCUUGCAGCAUGCUUUGAGGUAAGUAAUGAAUAUAGCCAUCAUUUCCCUUUCUUGUUGAAAUAUGGCUAACUCUUUAAUAAAUCACAGCAUCUGUUUAGUAUCUGCAGUUUGAAUGCUAAGAGCACCGUGGCCUUCUUGUAAACAACACUAGGUGCUAGAGAAACCAGCUGGAAUUUCAGGAAUGAGCUUGAAACCAGGACCAGGAGUAAGGUAACAGCCCUUCCUCGGGUAGAGGUUUGAAUCAAACACUUAAUAGGAUCUUAGACUCUGGACCACUGAAUCCCUUAAUGAGCAGGGAGUCCGUGAAGAGGAGCCCCAGGUUCUAAUGACCAUUCCACACCAACUGUGUGUUUUUGGCAAGUUAUAUUUCAGAUUCCUGUUAGGCAAAUGAGAUUCAUAAAACUUGCUUUAAAACCAUACUGGGACUAUUCAGUGAUAAAUAUAGACAUAGAAAAGCUUUGACGGAAAGUACCCUCAUUUAUUAUAUCCAGAACUUGCUCUUCCUGUGCCAUCUAAAUCAUUGGUAUCUAUCUCCCAUCUAAUCUUUGGUAUUCCAGGUUGGCUGUGCAGGAUUUACUUCCUAAUGUCCAUGACUGGAGCUCAAAAGAACUGUGGGCCUAGGACCUUUGAGCUUUGCCUGAAAGUGACAGCAGUUCUCUCGGCGGGGCCAGCAUCUAACCGGCCCUCUGGUGGAUUUACCAUGAAGGUAAUGAAGUUUAAGCACCAGGACCCUUCACUUGUUCUGGUCCUAGGAGCAGCCCCAGAAAUUCUGCAUUUCUGUUUUUGUAUUCUUAAGGCAGCCAAAUCUCGUAAACCUCAGACCCCACAAAACAUCUGCUCCUACACUGUGUGGACCUGGGCUUCCCAGCCAGAUGGUCACAACUUCACCUAGUUGGCAUUUGGGCCAUUUAUUUACCCUCACCCCACAAAACUCUUUGGCUCCUAGGAAUUCCUCCUCUCCUUGCAGUUAUGCUUGGGGAAAUGAGAGUCUCCUUCCUCAGGGCCUUGUUUGGGUCUGAAGCCACACAGCAUCGUUGAGACAGUUGCACUAACACUACAACUCUUGUUCCCUGCAGUUUUCCCUGUGCCCGGUGCCUAGUGAAAGAUUUGUGUCUUGUACAUCCUCCCAAAAGACACAUCCCAUUUGAUUUGGUUUUCUUCUACUUUAGCCACUGUGGUACUACUAGACAAAGCCACAGCCCAGAGAACCCACUUUUGAUACAUACAUGGAUGCAAAUCUUUGUACUUGAAGCCCUGCACCCCUACCUGUGUUGGUGUGGUACUCCAGCCCUUUUAGGACUGUGCUGGCACUACGAAUGAUCCAGAUUUGACAAGUGUAUGGCACCUCUGAAUCUCUGGCAGCACCAACCUGGCACCUUCUAGCUGUGUAACUCACUCAAAGCCACUCCAGCUGGAUGGACUCCCAGAAAGCCUAGUGCUCCUACUACUGUUUUCCAGGGCUGUUGUACCCUGGCCAUUGCUGGUUACAUCCCCUUAUUUCUCUCCGUAAGUCCUGGGGAGGUGGCUUAAGGCAAUGACCAGUGUGGGCCACUUGAGCAGACCAUCCCGGAACCUCUCUGCCUGUUAACAGAGCCCAGGGAACAGCUCGGAAUUCUCACAGCAUUGGAAGCCCCCUUCUUGAGCUCUGCAAGGCCAGUCAAUUUAGCAGCUCACAUCUGGUUUCCUUUGGUGUGGGGUGUAAAGUAGAUCGCUCUUCCUGCUCUCAGCUGAUGCUGCCUCAUUGUAGCAUGUGUUUUCACUCUAGUGUUUUCACUCUACACUCUGUGUUUAUGAAUGAAUAGCCUGAGCUAUGUCACUAUAUCUGUUGAGAUGGAAAUGAGAAUUUGUAAAUGGGCCUCUGGCACUGCAAGAAUUGUUGUCAUAAGUGUUACAGCUUUCUGUUCAUUGCUGCUUCUCAGCUAGCACUGGCUUCAUCUUGGAAAAUCUUGGAAAUAUGGAAGAUGGUUCUAGCCCCCAAAUACAGAAUAAGUCUCUUGGUAGAUUGCCCUUAAGUCAUCAGCUCAAUCCUUCCUCAACAGGCUCCAUGAGGUAAGAAGUGGGAAUCCAGCUUGUGUGGGGGGGCUUUGAGGAGUGAAAUGAUUUGCCCAAAGUCACAGUGGGAAGCAGCAGAGCCAGGACUGGAACCCAGGCCAGACUCCAAACCGCAGGCUCCUUCCAUGCUUGAAAGGGCCGGACUCACGGUAGUUAAUAAAAUCAAUACAAAUCUUUUAUUAAAGAUCUACUCAUACCA